This is a messenger RNA of Uncinocarpus reesii 1704, 2352 nucleotides long. RefSeq lists its product as uncharacterized. The transcript has a single exon. The record is from RefSeq and is a predicted model, not a curated record. Lineage: Eukaryota; Fungi; Ascomycota; Eurotiomycetes; Onygenales; Onygenaceae. The coding region runs from base 1 to 2352 and encodes 783 amino acids.
AUGAAGAAGCGAGACGAUCCGAUCAGGGAAAAGCAGCCACGCUUUUAUCCUUCACGAGAAACAUCCUUCGAACACGAUGAAGAGUCCUCCUCGUUCUCCGACUCCUCCUAUAGCACAUCUUACUCCGCGAAGCCCAUGCUGAAACCCUCAUUUCCGCGGAAAAAGCGCAUAGUUCGACCUUAUCGACUCCCCCACACCGUCAUGAGAUGUUUUUGCUUGGGCGUUUUCUGCGCAUUGGUCUUGUUCGUCUUCGCCUUGUUUCGGGUUACCUUGAUGCAUGCAUUUAUAAAGCCAGUUGAACUCAAGAUUCCAGGACCAGACCUGGUAUCGAAGCCACCACAGUGGGAAGGAUUUCCCUUUCUUACGCGUUAUUAUGGCGGUAUCAGGACACUAGUAUCGAGGACCGAAAACGUGCCCGAAUACCCGAAUGAUAACGAGGAAGAAAAGAAGGGGAACGGUCAAAGCUCGCUACCAAACGUCUAUAAGAAUGAAAAAGAUAGCUCUCUGGCUCCUACCUUUGUUUUCGAUCCUUAUCCAAACUAUACCUCUCCGGAAUACGUCGCUAAGUAUGGCAAUAAGGAAGACUGUUUCCUGGAUACCCUUAAGAAAGUGUCAAUCCCGUACGUUCGUCACUACAAUGGUAUUCCAAAAGGGUUUCCGGAUGCCAUAAUGGGUUCGACCAAAUUGCUUGGAAUCAAAGACGACGUUUGUUUCGAUCGAUUCGGUCGUUUAGGUCCUUACGGCUUAGGGUACGGAUCUCAGAUUGGAGGCAGUGGAGCUGGACUCGAGGGGGACAGAGCUGGCGUAGAAUCUAUUUGGGGCCACACUCCGCCAGUCGACUUUCGCAAGGUGAAGUGGGCCGACGCUCAAGAUCGUUGUGCUUCUGCCAACAAACACCGUUUCUCAGACGUGCCAGGCUCGGGAAGGGAGAACUUUCGGGCUUUUCCAGCAGGAAAAGGACAUAAAAAAGAGCUAAGAGGAGAAAGAUUUUCCACAAAUGCCACAGUUGGAACCAACCGCCUUCCACGGACUGCUUUUAUCAUUCGUACGUGGCAUGAUUUCCAGUACAAUACAGAGACCAUUUUGUACUUGCGGUCACUGAUAUCAGAACUCUCCCUGAUGUCUGGCGGAGAAUACUUCGUCCACUUCCUGAUCCACGUGAAAGAUGAUAACCUUCAGAUUUGGGCCGACGAUGGAAUCUACGAUCGUGUCCUGCAAGCCGCUCUCCCAAAGGAGUUUCAAGGGAUGGGCACCCUGUGGUCAGAAAGGCAGAUGGGAUUGAUAUAUGGCGGGCUGGAGGAGUCAUUUGCGCGAAACCUCCCGGUUCAUGGGGUCUACAGGAGCACGUUUAUGCCGCUGCAAUACUUUGCCCAUCGGCACCCGGAAUACGAUUUCUACUGGAACUGGGAAGUGGACAUACGGUAUACGGGACACUGGUAUCAUUUGAUGGAGAAGCUCGCACAAUGGUCAAAGCGACAGCCACGCAAGGGAUUGUGGGAACGGAACUCAAGGUUCUACAUCCCCGCAGUGCACGGAUCAUGGGAAGAUUUCCGACAAAUGGUCCGCGUACAAACCGAAAUCGGGACCAAUAGCCCAAAUAAUAUGUGGAGUGCGGUGAAGAAAGAUCAGCCUAAAGGCUAUCGGCUUGGAGAGCUCCAAGGAGACAAACCGAUUUGGGGCCCAGAACGACCUGCAUCAGAACGGGAUAUCCUAAAGGUAGACAACGAAGGCAUACCGCCAACCACGUACGAAAGAGAUACGUAUGAAUGGGGUGUGGGUGAAGAUGCUGACCUCAUUGUUUUAAACCCGUUAUUCGAUCCUGAAGGGACAACCUGGCUUCUCAAAGACGACGUCACCGGGUACGACAAGGAGAGUGAGCGUCCGCCCCGACGAGCAGCAAUCAUCACCGCCUCUCGCCUUUCCCGCAAAUUGUUGCAAACGAUGCACCGCGAGACUAGCUUAAAACGCCACACGAUGUUUUCCGAAAUGUGGCCUGCCACGACUUGCCUCCAUCACGGGUUCAAGGCCGUGUAUGCUCCGCAUUCCGUCUACAUUGACCGGCGGUGGCCCUUGACGUACCUGGAGUCGGUUUUCAACGGAGGCAGAAACGGCGCCAGUGGCGGAGCGCGCACGUCUAUAUUCGGGGAUCGAGAGCACAACUUCAAAGGGACGACGUGGUUCUACUCCGCGGGCCAUGCGUCGAAUCUGUGGACUCGAUGGCUGGGGUACAAAGUGAACAACGAUGGCGGGGAAGACUUUGAGCUCGCUAACGAGGGGCGCAUGUGUCUUCCCCCGAUGCUGCUACACCCCGUGAAAGAUGUGAGUAUGAUGGUCGAAAGCAGCGGCCGGUGA